This is a messenger RNA of Pedinophyceae sp. YPF-701, 1350 nucleotides long. NCBI's taxonomy places the organism in Eukaryota, Viridiplantae, Chlorophyta, Pedinophyceae. The record is from the annotation of a GenBank genome assembly.
AUGAUGGAGCUCGGCAGGCUGGGCGAGCGCGGGCCACACGCAGCGACGCCCGCCGCGCUGAUGCCGGCCGCGGACGGCACGGGGGACGACAGCGACCACGGGGGCCGCGUGAAGCGGCACGCCGCGAGCCCUGCGCGCGACACGGAGGGCAGCGCGGGCGCGGGGUGGUGGCGCAGCGCACCUGCUCUCGGCGGCGUGCCGCUGCCGCCCGCGCCGCCGCCGACGCGGCCCCGGACGCCCGUGAGCGGCACGGUCAGCGGAAUCGGCCACGCGGCGGACGAUCUGCGCCGCGGGGGCGUCCAGGAGGAAUACUCCCCCUCGGCACUCCCCGCCAUCUCCGGGGACGACGCCAACGCCGGCCUGCUGGCGCAGCUGCGGCGCGCCAUGAGCGACGUGCUCGACGUGUGCUCCGUCGGCGUGGACCCGCGCCUCGUCACGCAGCUGACGUCCACCAUGGUGCUCACGGCGCAGAACCUCCGCCGCCACCUCCCGGGCAGCGACGCCGCCGCCGGCGCGAACGGCGUCGUUCCGGAGCUCGCGCCCGACCUGACGGCUGGCACGCCGGUCGGCACGCCGGUCGGCACGCCGGCCGACAGCAACGCGCAGUGGCAGGGGGUGCCCGUGAUGUCUGCAUCGACGCCCGGGACACCCCCCACGCCGGGGCGGAGCCCGCCGUCGAACGGCGACGUCCCCGUGCGGCUGAUGCAGGCGCCCGUCGCGCCGCCGCCGUCGCACCGCGACUCGCGCGCCUCGGACGACGCCCUGCCGUCGCCCAGCGAGCGCUCCCCAGAGAGGCUGCCCCCGCCGCUCUGGGCAGCCAAGCCGGCCGCGGCGGCGUCCGCGGCGCCCGGUGCGGUCGCAGGGGAGCUGGCGACGGCGCGCUCGAUCGACUCGGGGCCAAAGCCGCCGGCGGUGGUGAGCGCGGCGGUGGCGGCAGGUGCGGCGCAGAGCGGGCCGCAGCGGUCCCCGAGCCCGCCGAUGCGGACGCAGAUGGCCGGGAUCCCCGCAGUGGCGAGCCUCAACCAGGGUUUGGCGUCCCUGGCGCGUGGGGCCGGGUCGCCGGCGCGGUCGGGGGGGAGUCCUCGCGACGCGUCGGGCAAUGCGUCGGGCAGCCUGCGGGCCGCGCAGGCGAGCGUGCCGCCGCCGCACCAGACCGGCGGGAGCCAGCACGGCCUGCGGUUCGCGCCGAACGGCACCGAGGCGGGCGGCCCGGAGCCCGGCACCCCGAAGCUGGGUGUGCCACUGGCGCUGGGCAUGCUGUGCGACUCAAACUCGCCGCGCCGCGCGAUCGAGGGCGGACUCGCGACGCCCGAGGGCCUCGCGCGCGUCAGCCGCGUGGAGAGUCAGUGA